Hypomesus transpacificus is the source of this 2509-nucleotide messenger RNA. Its product is annotated as N-lysine methyltransferase KMT5A-A-like. Lineage: Eukaryota; Metazoa; Chordata; Actinopteri; Osmeriformes; Osmeridae. Gene Ontology annotation, molecular function: protein binding. The transcript is spliced from 5 exons. The record is from RefSeq and is a predicted model, not a curated record. The coding region runs from base 44 to 946 and encodes 300 amino acids.
CACAAACACCAUGUAGCCUCUUCAGGAGGGUUUGGCACAUCACAUGACCCAUAACAGUUUUCUGGCCAACCAGCAUAAUCGAAUGCCAAGGGAUAUGUUGGCCAGAGCUCUAAUGCUGCAAUCUUUGAUUGAUACUUUAGAGACCUGCCCUCCGUCAAGUAAGAACGAACAGCCUUCCGAGCCUACCGAAAAUGAUUUUUCUACCUUCAUCACCACAUUCCAAGUUUCCACAGAAGGCCAGCCACCAGGCAAAAGGAAGAGGGUCACUGCAGGGUUCCCAGAAUCCUCCCAGUAUCUCCAGAAACAAGAACAUCUGCUGUCAAAAUACAUCCAUCAGAAACCAUCAACCAGGAAAUUGGAUAGGCAGAUUAAGAAGCAGGGGUGGACAGCCAACCAUCCAACUCCAGAAGAGAUCCGGCAGAUGUGGAAACCAGCCUCCAAAUUGUCCAUUGAGGGUGAUGCUCACACCUACAAGAAAACAAUUAAGCAGAAUUGGAAAGGCCUGGUUAUCCAAGACUUUGGUGGAAAAAAAGGGCUAAGAGUGGUUACAACCAAGCCUUUUGCCGAAGGUGCAAUUGUCUGUGAUUACCAUGGAAUCAUCACCACAGCUGCUGAGGGGAGAGAAAUGAUGAGCCUCAACUCAGAAGAAGACAUGCGUGGCCUGUUUUUCUUCAGAGCUGGGCAGACAGAACUCUGCAUUGAUGGCCACAGUCCAUGUGAGUGUCACGGAGCAGACACUUUUGGCAGAAGGAUCAAGCAUUCUUCAAAAAAGAGCAACUUGAAGCCACUUCACUGCGUCUUCAACACAGGAGAAGGUGAAAAGCAAGCCAUCCUCUUCAAGGCUGUGAAGGACAUUGACACAAACACUGAACUUUCUUUUGACCACGGUGCCAAGAGGAAGUUCUUCCGAGGAGAGGGUCUGGACCUGAAAUGGCUGGAUGAGUAGAAUACUCAUGUGGAUGAGAGGACUUAACAUCUUGUUGUUACAACAUCAACAGGCCCAGUGUGUAUCCCAGUACUGGAUACCUGCUGGAGCUAACAAUACAGGUACAUGUAAAUAGUUGUUAAUCAGGUACUUUUUUUUUUUACUCUUAAAAAAAGGUUGUGCAGAAUUUUUUUUUGAAAUGUUCUAUUGAAAAUGACACGUAGGAUCAACUGUCUCAACACGUUUCUGUUCACUGCUCAGCUCUGCACGGAAGUGAGAACCAACCCAUAUAAAUGGAUUUCUGUAGAAUUGCAAUUUACUGCGUGUGUCAUCGAUGCGCCAUUGAAUAUCAAACUUUUUGGUCCCGUAACUGGAUAAAGCAGUGUUUAUCAAAGGUUGUUGUUGUGUGGUGUCACAGAGAGGACCCUAGGUCAAUCUCUAUAAUUGAAAAAUGAGGAGGGGGUCAAUGUUGAGAUGACACAUAACAUAUUCCCCUACUUUGUAACAGGGGUGAAUUGAUGGUGUUUAAAUGAUUGCUUGCAGAUGUUUUACCAUACCAUCUGCAUCUGGCUGUUGAAUACAUCCUUUGACUGGCUGGAAAGGAUGGACCUUGGGUGCUCAAACUUACAAACUGCACAGGAGAGGAACAUUCUCAGAAAGUAACCUUAAUAUUUCACCUGUACAAUACUGUAGCAGGGUGAUGUGGAAGAAAUUGGCUUUUCCUCUGUGCCUACAUUAUUCACUGAUCAAUAGAACUAGCUAUUAGAUACUAGUUAGUAUAUCUCAUUUGAGCUUGCCAUUAAUAAGACUAGAUUGUGUCAGGUUGAAUAGAUGUUCGGGGUCAGGAGAAAGUACUGGCUAAACAUCCCUUGUCGUGAUCUCUCUACCCUGAGAGUGGUUAUGGGUUGGGAGCAGUGAAUCUCUUUCUCUGAGACUGUUGUAAUUUCUAGACUUCCUGACUCUCACCAUCUUUGUUUACAUUCUUGUACCCUAUAAAAGAUCGUCCUUCAGAGCUGAGAGAGAAAUGAUUGAGACCCAAGCCUGUUGUUGUGAUGUCAUUAAUGUGAGAGGUCUGGUUUUCUCUCCCAAUCUGCAGAUUGAUAAUACUGAAAUCUGAAUUUAGUCACUCUGUUUAUGAAAAGACGGACAAAACACUUUCUUCAUAGGUGGUUCCUGUAGUUUUCCUAUAAUGUGCCAUUAUAAGAUCAGGCCUUCAGAGGAACUGAGAAAACCAAAAUAGAUAUAUGAUUGUAUUUCAUAUUGGCUGCUUCUACAGGCAUGAUUUUACAGGAUCCGUACCAUCAUGGAGAAUGGAUCUACCUGCCUCCUGACUGUAAAUCAACUUACAUUGUAGCUUUAGCUUUUCUGUUGCUUGUGCUCAUGUCAGGCAUAGCUUGAUUGGCCCUCUAACAGCCAGUAACUGGCAUCGAGAUUUUUUUUUCAAAUACCACAGGCGAAAGUUAAAUAAGCAUUUAUCUGGAUGUCAUUGUGAUAGUAUCAUCAUCAAGUAUUUCCAUGUAAUGAAAUUGUUUACCCCCACAAAAUGUUUUUUUUUGUAUUUGAUAAUGAAGUCAAAACAAUGAA